This is a messenger RNA of Cottoperca gobio, 2038 nucleotides long. RefSeq names its product asparagine synthetase domain containing 1 (gene asnsd1). Lineage: Eukaryota; Metazoa; Chordata; Actinopteri; Perciformes; Bovichtidae. Gene Ontology annotation, molecular function: asparagine synthase (glutamine-hydrolyzing) activity. The coding region runs from base 1 to 1845 and encodes 614 amino acids. The record is from RefSeq and is a predicted model, not a curated record. The transcript has 3 exons.
AUGUGCGGCAUCUUUUGUCUGUUGAGUGUGUCGCCCACUCAGUUUGAGUGGGACAAGACGGUUCAUGAACAUUUAAAGCGAAGAGGGCCCAACUUGAGCCAGGAUCUCACAGUAGGAGGCACAAAUCCCUGCUACCAGUGUUUAUUCUCUGCCCAUGUUCUUCACAUGAGAGGCCUUCUUACCCCACAGCCAGUUCAAGACAAGACUGGAAAUGUCUUGUUGUGGAACGGGGAGAUUUUCGGAGGCCUCCCAGUGAUGACGGAGGAGAAUGACACUGCGGUCGUCUCUCAGCGGCUAUCAUCCUGCAGCAGCCCUUCAGAGAUUCUGUCCGUCCUGUCCACUUUACGUGGACCGUGGGGGUUUGUUUACUACCAAAAGGCUGGGGACUACCUCUGGUUUGGCAGAGACUUCCUUGGUAGGCGGAGUUUGCUGUGGAAAUUUGAUGCGGAGGUCAGUGCCUUGACCCUGACUUCUGUGGCAGCCCACAGUUCUGGACCUGCGCCGUCUGCGUGGCACGAAGUCCCAGCAGCUGGUGUGUACCGGAUUGACCUGAAGGUAGUUACAGAAGCUGGCGCUGUGACCUUUGAGAUUUAUCCCUGGGCUCACGGGGGAAAUGAUCUCGUCUCCAGCUGCAAUCAAACUAUAUUGGAGUCUGUCCCCAACGGCUGUACUGCUGUGAUGAACCAGCCGGGUCUCACGCUCACCGCACCUGUGUGCCCUCUUAAUAGAGCCAUCCCCAAAUCAUUACACAAGGAAGAAAUUCAUCCAAACACACAUUCCUGUGUUAAGGAUCUGGAGCAGCUGCUCGCAAGCAAAGAGAAAAGCGAUGAGACGAAGCGUCUUAUUGAUUUUCUCAGCGAGGCAGUAAGGCGACGUGUUCAGUCUCUGCCGUUCCGGGUACAAGACAAUUCCCCCGUGUCUAAUGACCAUGCUAGUAUUGCAAUACUUUUUUCAGGAGGACUUGAUUCAAUGAUCCUGGCCGCCUUAGCAGAUCGUCAUAUACCUGCUCAUCAACCGAUAGACCUUCUCAAUGUAGCGUUCAAACUACAGGUGCCAAAGAAACAGAAAGAGUCUGCAAAGAAACUCGUAAAGCACAAAAAUAAACCCCAAGAGUCUAAAACUGAUGGAGCUGAUUCCCAAACAUCCAGCCCCUUUGAUGUUCCCGACAGAGUCACCGGGAGAGCCGGUCUCAAGGAAUUACAAGACUUGAACCCUGAUAGGAGGUGGAAUUUUGUUGAAAUCAAUGUAACGAAGGAGGAGCUGCAGGAAACCCGCCAGGAGCGCAUUUGUCAUUUGGUGCAUCCACUGGACACGGUGCUCGAUGACAGUAUUGGAUGUGCCGUGUGGUUUGCAGCACGAGGGGCGGGGUUCAUCACAGAGGACAGUGACCAGAGGCCCUUCACAUCAUCAGCAAAGGUCAUUUUGACAGGAAUUGGCGCUGACGAGCAGCUAGCAGGUUACUCCAGACACAGAGUCCGAUUUAUGAUGUCUGGAUACGAGGGACUGAUCCAGGAACUGGCCAUGGAGCUGAGCAGGAUCCCUUCCAGGAAUUUGGGCAGAGAUGACAGAGUGAUAGGGGACCAUGGGAAAGAGGCUAGAUUUCCCUACUUGGACGAGGACGUGGUGAGCUACUUGAAUUCUCUGCCCGUGUGGGAGAAGGCCGACCUGUCACUUCCUCGAGGUGUCGGGGAGAAACUCCUCCUGAGACUGGCAGCGAAGCAGCUGGGCCUCGGACAAUCUGCAGUCCUGCCCAAGAGAGCCAUGCAGUUUGGCUCCCGCAUCGCCAAGAUGGAGGACAACCGUGAGAAGGCCUCCGACAAAUGCACAAGACUCCUCACCGAGUAGACGGAUGGUUGGGUGUAAUCGAGAAUAUACAAAUAAUUUUUAAAAGAAAAUAUUCAUUAGAAAAUGACAUACAGGUAACAUGUAAAGGCCUAUUUACAGUUUACAUUCUUGAUUUAAUGUUACAGGUUCUUGAAUUAGAUUGUGUGAUCUUGGAUAAUUUUUAACAUGGCAUAAUAAAUCUGCUGUUUGUCCA